CAAAAAUCAGGGUGCAGAAACAUUUUAUGAAUCAAAUAAUUACAGAAACACCCCAAAAAUAUUUUCCUUAUGUAGUCAAUGAUAAUAACUCGAUUUAAUAUGAGGUUUUACGUCAAGGUAGUCGUGAAUGAACUCGUCCAAGAACGUAAACAGGAAGUGUUGAUACAUUGCAAAGUGGCACAUUUUCUAUCGGCUAAGGAAAUACUUGAGUGUUCAUGAUUUAUGAAUUUUAACACGAAAAACUGAAUGUCAUUGAACUAACUGACACUUAUUGUACAUGCUUCGACCCUUGGACAAGUGGGAGUGCUCUCGCUGCUAUCAUGCUCGCUUUCUGAUACGUCGUGCAAUCUUAUUUUGAAAAUUGUCAGUCAGUUAAUGAAGCGAAUAUUGUCAGUUAUAAAGCGAAGAUGGCGUUUUCAUAUUUAGAAAUAUUCAAGUCAAAUAUGUGCCAUUGUCUUUAUUGGCCAUAAAACAUAUUAGAACUUCGUAGCAUGACCUGUGUUUCCUGAAUAUCGUUUGAAUGGGGAAACUGUUUGAUUAGAGAGCUUACUACAGUGCUUCUACGAAAAGCACUAGUAAGUCAGCUACAAUGGUUGACCGUAUUUGCUCAAUAUGGUUUUGGUUUGGCUCGAAUCGUCCGGGAUUCUUUCUUGGAACAACGUUUCUGUUAACUCUGAUGGUGCUGAUGUGGCUUGGUGGUAUUCCAGCCAGUCUGAGUUUAGGCCCAGGUGGACAGUACCCAGGGUGCCAAGAUCUGUCACUCUAUGCCUUUAGUCAUGAGGAGCUGCCCUCUCUUCUCUACAACGCAAUUCUCCUGCUGUUGCUUGGACCAUGCCAGGAGCGACGCUGGGGCACAGUGGCUUUCCUUGCCCUCUCACUCCUCUCCAUAGCUCUCCUGCCUCCACUGUAUGCCAUCCUACUCUUCAUCAGUGGGGAUGAGGCUAGUCGUGUUUGUGGUUCCUCUGCCACCCAACUGGCUCUGUUUACAGCCCAGUGUCGUCAGGUGACCCAGAGGAAUUUGCUCAGAUGUGUACCAGUUUGGUUCCUGCCCUGGCUUCUCUUACUCCUCAAUCUGGUGUUGCUUCCAAGCACACCGGGCAUGCUCCAUUUCUGUGCCAUACUGAUAGGACACAACUAUCGUCCAUCCUUUAUUGGGGUUUUGCAGAAAAUAGAGAAUAUUGGGAUUUUCAACUUCCUCCCUGAUUGGGCCUAUGUUCCUUACUACUCCAGGUUAAGGCUUCCCACCUAUAACACCUCACAGAGAUCUGGGCCAUUCCCUCAGGUAGCUCCCUCUAACAGAACCCCCAUGGAGGACUUUCCACCCGUGAACCCACAGCCUUGGUUAGCGUCUGUUCCUCAUUGGCUGCUGGACGGGUCUGCAGCAGUGUCAGAGGCCCAGUUAUUGGAGGAGCAGAUGCUGAGGGCGGGGAUAUUGGCCUCCUUACAGGAUGCUCCUGAGGAACCAGGGACCAAAGUUGAGGUGCCAAAGUCAUCAGUGUCCUUUCUGAGGCUUCAGCAACUGGAGAAGAUGGGGUUUCCUACAGAUAAAGCUGUGGUGGCACUGGCUGCAACUAGACAGCUAGAUGGCGCCAUCUCCCUGCUCAUUGAUGACAGAGUUGGGGAGGAGGCUGUGAUGACAUCCAAAGGGAAGAUCCCCCUGCCACCAAGAAAUACCUGAGGCCUGUAAGAUCAGCACAUGGUGGGCAACUGGACCUUGGAACAGAAGGUGUGAUUUAGCAUGAUGAUAUUGGUAUUUUCUUGAGUUUUGCUGAGCUGCACUUGUGUUAAAAUGUACCCUGUGGGCUAAAAGGAAAAGACAGAGUACCCAAAUAAAUGUCAUUAUGAAAAAAAAGUAAAUUGGCCUGUUAAAAAAGCAAAACAAUUAUUUAUUAUAAAAACCAUCUAGAAUAUUAUUUUAGCACAAUAACACAUUAGCAAGCAAUAUCAAAUAUGCCCCAAAUGGAAAAUACAUAUGAUGUUCAGCAUACAAAACAAUAAGCUUCUAUUUAUAUAGUUUUAAAUAAUUCACAACAUUUGUAUUAUAAGAUAAUGAAACAAAUUAUCAAAGAAGCAGUUUUUUUUUUACUGUGACAGGGAAAUCAGUCUAAGUAUAAGAAUGUAAUAGUGGUACAAAGUUACACAAACAUGUAUUCAAGUUGCAUCAACAGGUCCUGUACUACUGUGUGAUGUGUGUGCGUAGGACUGAAGCUGCUGCAGGAGAAAGAUACACCUGUCCCAUGAGUGGGGGUUCUUAGAGAUGUCAUUGCUUUAGCUUGUGGGUUUAAAAUAAGUGAACUACUGCCAGUUUAUGCAGGAGCUGCAGUUUGGGGUUUGAAAUAAAUGCAGGAAUUUGAUCACAUGUCAGUUUUGGUAAAGGAGAUACUUAGCUAUAUGGGUAUGAGUUUUGUAUUCCAGCACUGCUGUUGAGAACAAAUACUGUCUAAGAAUGUAGAAACAGGUAGCACAUAACUGCAUUUUUUUGUGCACCAACAAAUCUACAAUAAAAUGUGAAUAAAAUAAUUACAAUUCAA
Molecule: messenger RNA, 2531 nt
Organism: Salvelinus fontinalis (brook trout)
Lineage: Eukaryota; Metazoa; Chordata; Actinopteri; Salmoniformes; Salmonidae
Gene: rhbdd3
Product: rhomboid domain containing 3
Exons: 5
Coding region: 590-1678 (362 amino acids)
Cellular component (GO): membrane
Molecular function (GO): protein binding; serine-type endopeptidase activity
Source: RefSeq, a predicted model, not a curated record